AUUGUUUGGACGGGCGCGGCAAGAAUGGGACUUGUGUCAAUGCAUGCAAUUGUCUCUCCAUGAUAGAGGAUGUCAAGAAGAAGCAAUAUCCUCAGAUCUGCUCUUUUCAAGGAAACACGCCCAUUGUGUGCUGCACUGAUUGUGACAAAGUUGAACAUAUAAAUAAAGCUAUUGUAGACAAAACAGGUGCGAUACAUUUUAGAACUGGCAGGAAGGCUUACGAUGUAUGUCUAGAACACCUCGCCAACUUGCCGUUCGAAGGCUGCCCCACCUCGGGGCUGGUGAAGCUCUGGCACGAAGAGGAACAGUGCUACAAGUACUCGCACAAGUAUGGCGUGUAUGCCGCUCAUGUCGGCCAGGACGCGAGGAGAGGGCAGUUCCCUCAUAUGGCAUUGCUCGGCUAUGGCGGCGCAAUGGACACAGCUGACUGGUUGUGUGGAGGCUCCCUCAUCAGUGACAAGUUCGUGCUGACAGCUGGUCACUGUAUCUCCAGUGCCGUACUAGGCAAAGUCCGUUACGUGGCUAUGGGUAUCCUGAAACGCACCGACCCGACAGAGCGCUGGCACCGGUACCAUGUCUCUAGGAUAGUACCACAUCCGGAGUACCACGCGCCCUCCAAGUACCAUGAUAUAGCCCUGCUUGAAACGAGUACCAGGGUGACAUUUAACCUGCACGUGUUUCCAGCGUGCUUGAACAUAGACGAUCAGUUCUUGGGCGUGGUGACGGCCACAGGCUGGGGCGCGUUAGGACAUCAUAUGCAACUGGCUGACACGUUGCAGGCUGUAUCCUUACAAUCGUACUACGAGGAAGCGUGUGCAGUUCACUACCCGCCUCACAGACACCUGGUGCGAGGGUUCAACGGCACCAUACAGAUGUGUUACGGAGAUGAAGUGGGGGGGAAGGAUACUUGCGAGGGUGACAGCGGCGGUCCCCUGCAAGCAAAGCCGGUGCUGUCCACGUGUCUACACACUGUGAUAGGAGUCACCUCGUAUGGCAGGAACUGCGGGUACGCCGGCCAGCCCGGGGUAUACACCCGGGUCAAGUUCUACGUGCCCUGGAUUGAGAGCGUCGUGUGGCCUUGACUGUCAUGGCUGCCACGAAGGGUCUUGUCAACAGGGGCCCGAUUCUCCUAAUUUAACUUAAGCGACAUACGAUUCACGUUCGACUCGGUGCGACUGAGAUCCAAUCCAGACUCCAUUACGAUUGAAGCGUAUGUGGCAUUCCGCUAUUAUUUCUUUUAAAUAAACGUUUUUAUCCUUUUCUGUCAUUCAAUAAUGAAUAAUUUUGUCUGCAAAUGAUU
Helicoverpa zea (corn earworm) is the source of this 1300-nucleotide messenger RNA. RefSeq names its product serine protease snake-like. Gene Ontology annotation, biological process: proteolysis. The transcript is spliced from 10 exons. Bases 60 to 1082 code for a protein of 340 amino acids. Gene Ontology annotation, molecular function: serine-type endopeptidase activity. Lineage: Eukaryota; Metazoa; Arthropoda; Insecta; Lepidoptera; Noctuidae. The record is from RefSeq and is a predicted model, not a curated record.